Plasmodium reichenowi is the source of this 6120-nucleotide messenger RNA. RefSeq names its product schizont egress antigen-1, putative. The transcript has 4 exons. The coding region runs from base 1 to 6120 and encodes 2039 amino acids. NCBI's taxonomy places the organism in Eukaryota, Apicomplexa, Aconoidasida, Haemosporida, Plasmodiidae. The record is from RefSeq and is a predicted model, not a curated record.
AUGAUGGAAAAUAAAUACCCAAAUGAAUUAUUCUGUUAUAUAAAUAGAUAUAAUAUAAACGAAAUUAUAGAAAAUGGAGAAGAGAAGUAUGUAAAUGAAUAUUAUGAAGAUAAGAAUAUGUCAAUAAAUCAUAUGAAUGAAAACGAUGGUAUAUGUGAAUAUGAAAUACCAUUUUUAUUAGACUAUGUGGAUGAUAGUAAUAAAGAAGAUUCAGAGAAAAAUUCAUUAAAGAGUUAUCUCGAUGAUGGUGCAUCCACUAUCCUUUCAAAACCAGAUGAACUGGAAAAUUAUAAUAAACAAAAUGAAAAUGAAUUUGACGAAAAUAAUAAUAAUAAAAAUAAUAAAAUUGACCAAUUGAAGGAAAAAAUAAAUAUUAUAAUAAUACCAAAUAAAGGAGUUAUAAACAAUUUUGAAGAGAUAUUAAGCAUGGCAAAUCGUAAUGAUAAAAAUAUAGAGAAAAAGUUGAAUGAUAGAUUUUAUCAAAUAUGUUGCAAAAGUAUAGCUGAUAUAAACACACACAAUUUAAAUAAAAUUAAAGAUUUGAAAAAAAAAAAAAAUAAAGGAUCCUUAAAUAUUGAACAUAUAGAUUAUGGAGAUAUUUUUCUUACUAUACAUGAUACAUUAAAAAGUAAUAAUAAAAUAAAAGGAAACAAUAAAACUAACCUAUUACACGAUUCUUCUUAUGAAAUAAAAAAGAAAACAAGAAGAGGAACAAAUAUAUAUAAAAAUCCAUUUCAUCAUAGAGGUUCCUAUUUAACUUCGUUUGAAAAUCAAAAGGAUAUCAUUUACCUUAAUAAUUUAAAGAACAUUAUGAUGGAUAAAAAUAGUAAUUGUAGUGAUUCACGAAAAAAGGAAUAUUCGCAUUUCAAUUCGCAGGAGUUUUCAUAUGAUAAAUAUAGUAUGAAAGACAGAAUGUUUCUCAAAAAUUUGUAUAUGAAACAAAAUAGAUUAAGAGAUAAAAGGGGGAAAUAUCACAAAUUGGGAGAUUAUCAAAAUAUUGAAAACUAUCGUAAAACGGGUGAACAUAGUUUUGAUUGUAUGAAUAUGUCAGAUAUUAUGCAUUCAAAUAAAAUGAACCAUGUUAAUAUCAUGGAUCAUAUGAUUUAUAAAGAUAAUAACAAUAUGAGCAAACUAGUAGAUACAAUAAAUUCUCGUGAAAAGGAUGUAAAAAAUUAUGACGAUAACUUUGAAAGCUAUAAUAAUUUUUUUAAGAAUAAUAAUGAUGAACAACAUAUAUGUUUGGAGUAUGACCAUACAUAUAACUUAAAAGAUACAGUUAAAAAUAUUAUUGUUGAAGAAGAACAAUGUGAUAAGGGUGUUGCUUGUAUAUGUGAUAAGAACGAAGAUGUUGACGAUUUGUUUCUUUCAAAGAAAACGAAUUAUUCUUCUAAUAAAAAAAGAGAAGAUUAUGAGAAAAUAUUUCUUGAAGAUAAUUUACAUUUAAAACAAACCCCAUCAAAAAGAACAAAAAUUAAUAUAAUCCCAGAUUAUUAUGAUGACAAUAGAAGUAAUAAGAGUUAUAAGGAAAAUGAAGAGGAUGCUUUGUUUGAGGUAUGUGGUAGUUUAAAAAACGAUGAUAUAUUAUAUAAAGAUAAUAAGUUGAAUGUCAUAAAUGAAGAUAAUAUAAAGGCAGAGGAUGACAAAGAAAGUGUUGUUCAUUUAGAUAAUGAUGAGGAUAAAAAAGAAGAAAUGUAUAAAGAUGCAUAUCCCAAUGUAUUGUCUUGUGAAAAAAAAACGAUUAGGAGGAAUGAAAAGUAUAACGAAUCAUUGAACAGUACAAGUGCCUUUGAAAAAAUUGAUAAUCCAAGUGAAAUUAAUGUUGAAAGUAAGGAAGAUAAAGAAUAUUUUGAUUUAUUAAUAAAAAAAUAUGAGGAUACAAAAAUAAACGUAGAUGAUAAUGAAUAUCUUUUAUUGGAUCUUAGUGAUGAGCUACAUGAAGAAAUGGCCAAGGGGGAUUCUAAUAAAAAUGUAAAUAAAGUGGAAGAUAAUGAUAAUAAAAAGGAAAAGAUUUGUCAUGAUAAUAUCAUGGAAGAUAUUUAUCAUGAUAAUAACAUGGAAGAUAUGUAUCAUAAUAAUAACGUGGAAGAUAUGUAUCAUAAUAAUAACGUGGAAGAUAUGUAUCAUAAUAAUAACGUGGAAGAUAUGUAUCAUAAUAAUAACAUGGAAGAUAUGUAUCAUAAUAAUAACGUGGAGGAUAUUUGUAAUGAUAAUAACAUUGAAGAUAUUUGUCAUAAUAAUAACAUGGAAGACCAUGUUAAUUAUGAUAAUGAAGAAUUGAAUAAAAAAAUGGAUGAGAUGAAAGAAGAAAAGGAAGAAAGAAACGAGGAUAGAGGAAUAUACGAUGAAUUAUUAGAAAAUGAUAUGUGUGAUUUAUACAAUUUAAAAAUGCAUGAUUUGCAUAAUUUAAAAUCCUAUGAUUUUGGAUUAUCUAAAGAUUUAUUAAAAAAGGAUAUUUUUAUAUAUAGUAAUAAUUUGAAAAAUGAUGAUAUGGAUGAUGAUGAUGAUAAUAAUAAUAAUAAUAUGAAUGAUAUUGCUAUAGGUGAAAAUGUUAUAUAUGAAAAUGAUAUACAUGAAAAUAAUAUAGAUGAUAAUGAUAUGUAUAAUAAUUACGUGAAUGGAAAUGAUUUAUAUAUUAACAAUAUGCAGGAUGAUGCCAUGGAUGAUAUUGUAUAUGAUGAGGAAGAAAUUAAAAGCUUCCUAGAUAAAUUAAAAUCUGAUAUAUCAAAUCAAAUGAAUGUAAAAAAUGGAAAUGUCGAAGUUACAGGAAAAGAUGGUAAUGAAGAAAUGUCUUAUAUAAAUAAUGAUGAAAAUUUACAAGCUUUUGAUUUGUUAGAUAAUUUCCAUAUGGAUGAUUAUGGUAAUGAUUAUAAUGAUAAUGAAGAAGAUGGAGAUGACGAUGAACAAAAGAAAAGAAAACAAAAAGAGUUACAUAAUGUAAAUGGAAAAUUAAACUUAUCAGAUUUAAAUGAAUUAAAUGUAGAUGAUAUAAAUAAUAAUUUCUAUAUGUCAACUCCUCGAAAAUCUAUAGAUGAACGUAAAGAUACGGAAUGUCAAACAGAUUUUCCAUUAUUAGAUGUAUCAAGGAAUACUAAUAGGACUCCUAGAAGAAAAAGUGUGGAAGUAAUACUUGUAGAAAAAAAAUUAAAGAAAAAAAAACAGAAGGAUAUGGAUAAAUAUACAGAUCCAAAUGGGGAUAGUAAUAGAAGAUAUCCCAAAAGAAAUAGAAUUAAAACUUUGCGUUAUUGGAUAGGAGAAAGAGAGUUAACUGAAAGAAACCCUUACACAGGAGAAAUAGAUGUUGUAGGAUUUAGUGAGUGUAAAAAUUUGCAAGAUUUGUCACCUCAUAUUAUUGGUCCGAUUGAAUAUAAAAAAAUAUAUUUGAAAAAUCUUAAUAGUAAUGAACAUGAGGAAAAUGAAGAUAAUAAUGGGGACGUUAUUGAAAAUAAUAAAGGGGACGUUAUUGAAAAUAAUAAUGGAGACAUUAUUGAAGAUAAUAAUGCAAACGAAAAAAAUUAUAAAAAUCAUAAUAAUCUUGAAUCUGAAGGUAAGGGUAUUGUAUACGAUGAUGUAAAUAAUUUACAUGUUCACACACACAAUGAUAACAGUGCUCAUUCGAAGAAAAUAAAGGGAGCCCCCAGUAGGUUUAGUAAUACAAAUAAUGGAAGGAAGAAACGAAGAAGGAGAAAAUUCAUCAAUGUAGUUAAUUAUAUAAAGAAGAAGAAAAAGAAGAAACUGAUAAAAAGCAUGGAUAAUAUGGAGGUUACAGAUAAUUUUAAGAAUGAUAUGAGUGAUGAAAAUAAACAAAGUAGUGAUGAAAAUAAACAAAGUGGUGAUGAAAAUAAACAAAGUGGUGAUGAAAAUAAACAAAGUAGUGAUGAAAAUAAACAAACUAAUAAUGAUAUUAAACAAAGUGAUAAUGAUAUUAAACAAAGUGAUGAUGAAAAUAAACAAACUAAUAAUGAUAUUAAACAUAGUGAUAAUGAUAUUAAACAAAGUGAUGAUAUUUACAUGAAUGAAGAUAUGAAUUUGUUCAAUGAUUUAAAUGAUAACUUCGAUAACAAUGAAUAUUUCAUAAAUGGUGAUAAGGAUUCUCAUGCUGAAGAAGAAAUGGCCAUAGAAAAUAUUCAAACUAAAAGUAUAGAAAAGGAUAUUUUAAAUAAUGAAGAGCAGGAUAAUAAUAACAUCUUUGAUAUUGAUAAUGAACUUAUAGAUAUGAAGGAUGGAAAUGUAGAUGAAAUGGAAAGUGAUGAAAAAUUAAAAACUUUUGAAAAUUUGGAAAGUUUGAAAAGUACAACACAUUUAAACAAUACCGAUAAUUGUGAUGUAAAUUUAAGUGAACAGACCAAUGAAAUAAAUUAUGAUGAGGAAAAAAAAGUUAAUAUUGAAGUUAAUGAAAAAAUAAAUCAUGAAAAAAAGAAGAAGAAGAAGAAAAAAAAGAAAAAGAAGAAAAAAGAAAAAAAACAAAUAGAUAUUAUGUACAAAAAUUUGUCCAGACUUAAUUUAAAUUUGUUACUUCCAACCAAAAAAAAAGUUAAGAAAUCGAAAAACUCAUUUAAAAAAGAGGAAGAAAAACAAAAGAAGAGAAAUAAAAAAGUUAAAAAAGUCAAAGGUAUUAACAAGGGGAAAAAAAUAAAAAGUAAUAAGAAAGAAAAUAAGGACAAUAAUAAUGAUAGUAGUACAGAAUGUAUUGUAGAAGGAGAAAAAGGAAAAGAUUUACAUGAGUUUAAUAAAAAUGGAAAUCUUGAAGAUGAGCAAAUGGAUGUUGAUAUUUCUAUGAAUAUUUCAAGUAUAAAUUGUGAAAGUGAUAAUAAAAGUGUGAGUAAGGAAGAAGAGGAAGAAAAAAAAGACAUAGAUGAAAACAAAGAAGAGGUAGAUAUGGACAAACAUGAGGUGUAUUUGAACAAAGAAGAGGUAUAUAUGAACAAAGAAGAGGUGGAUAAGGACAAAAAAGAGGUAGAUAUGGACAAACAUGAGGUGUAUUUGAACAAAGAAGAGGUAGGUAUGGACAAAGAAGAGGUAUAUAUGAACAAAGAAGAGGUGGAUAUGGACAAAGCAGAGGUAUAUAUGAACAAAGAAGAGGUAGAUAAAGAAAACGAAUAUGAUGAAAAUAUUCUUAGUGAUAACAUAAUAUAUAAUGAAAACAAUUCAUUUGGAAACAAUAAGAACUCUUUUUUUAAUAAUACAAGUCCAUUAAAAACAGAAAUAAUAAAUGAAAAGGAAAAUAGUUUGAACGAAAUGGAAGAGGACAUGAAUGAAUACGUUGAAAUGGAAAACAAGUUGGAUAAGGAAAAAAUAAAGGAUUCAGAAAAAAUAUGUGGAAAAAUAGAGGUAGAUAGUAAAAUGAUUUCUCCUAUUAAUAGACAUAAUUUUUAUUUAACAAUUCUUGAAGGAAUGAAUAAGAAUUUUCCUAGGCAAUGGAAUAAAAAUAAUAUAACUUUAUCAAAAAAUCAUGGACAAAUUUAUAAAGGAAGGAAAGAAAAGAAAAGAAAACGUUCCUAUAAAAAUGAUGAAAAAUUACUUGAUCAUAGUAUAUUAAAUGAUAUCAAUAUAAGUGACAAAAUGGAUGAAAGAAAUGAAUUAUUAGAGAGUAUAAAAUCUAAUAGUACUAUCAAUAAUGUAUUAGAAAUUAUAAAAUAUGAUAAUAGGAAAAAAAUAAAGAAGAAUGAUACUAACAAGGAAAUAAUCAAAUAUGAUAACUUCACAUCUAAAUAUAAUAAUAAAAAUGAUGAUAUUCAAUUGAAUGGUGGAAUAUAUAUAAAUAAAUUCAAACUUUCUUUAGAUAUUCCUAUAAAUAAAUUAACGGUAUCUUCAAAUAUUGGACCUCCAUCAUCUAUAGGAUCAACAGAAAUACAGCCUAUUCAAAAGAAUUUCUUCAACGAUUUCAAAAUGAAUAUUAACUUGUACUGUAUUAGGAUGGAGCCACAUGAAAAAUACAGCUCAUAUAGCCAUAAAAAUAAUUUAGUUGUAUAUAUUGAUAAAGGAGAAAAAAUUAACAUAUUAAUUAACAUGUCAAAGACUUAUGAAAAAGGUGAUUUUUUUUACAUACCUAGAUUUUCUAACUUCCAAAUAAUUAAUGAUAGCAGAUGUGAUUGUGUUUUAUAUGUUUGUCCUUUAAUUUAA